Pieris napi is the source of this 851-nucleotide messenger RNA. Its product is annotated as guided entry of tail-anchored proteins factor 1-like. Gene Ontology annotation, biological process: tail-anchored membrane protein insertion into ER membrane. Lineage: Eukaryota; Metazoa; Arthropoda; Insecta; Lepidoptera; Pieridae. The coding region runs from base 101 to 610 and encodes 169 amino acids. The record is from RefSeq and is a predicted model, not a curated record. The transcript is spliced from 2 exons.
CUGUCAACUAUUAUAAUGUGAAAAGGUGUAGACUACAUAAAUUAGAUUAAUUAAUAUUGUAUUAAUUUCAUUUAAGACUGAUCAAAAUAUUUUUUAUACAAUGCUGGAGGUUUUAAAUGGAUUUCUUCUGGUUUAUUUCUUUGUUUUAUGUACUAUCAGUGCUUUAGUUCCUCUUCUAGUCAAACCGAUUGUCGCGUGUUUCUCAAGGCCCUCGCACGAAGAACGCCAACUAUGGGAUGAAAUAGUAAUGCUUAAAUGUCAGCAAAAGCAAAUUUCUAUGAAAGAUGAAUUUGCUGCUUAUUCCAAACUUCAAAGGCGGAUAAUCAAGCUAGAAGCAGAAUUAAAAGAAAAUUCUCAGGCUCGAUUAAGUAAAAGCUUGGCAAUAAAGGGCACUAUACAUAUAGUACUUCAAGUGGUCAUUGGUUUCGUAAUAAUUAUUUCAGUCAUCUUAUUCAGGAGAGAACCUCUCGUAGCCCUCAAAGGAGACCUUUUCCCACUUACAACAUUUCUUAAAUACCCAAGUGAAACUCCGAAUGCAAUCUCGACACAUAUGUGGGUUAUAAUUUCGAAUGUUUCAAUAAGAACUCUGGUGAAGCCUAUGCUUUCUUAAAUUUUAAUAAUUAUUUUAUAAAUGUAUUGUAAAUUAUUUAACUACCUUUUUAACAGCUGUAAACAAAAUGUCUAUGAUAAAAAUUUAUUGUAUAAAUAAUUUCUUGAUGAGAAACAUCUAGUUCUAUUUUAAGUUAUAGUAAAAAUUUUAGACAAAUCAACAGAAUGUCUUAAAAUUAAAAAUCAGUGUAAUUAUUGUGUUCCUAUUGCAAAUAUAGAAUUCAAUAUUUGGUCACCAUAAA